Messenger RNA from Penicillium atrosanguineum, 714 nucleotides. RefSeq lists its product as uncharacterized. Bases 1 to 714 code for a protein of 237 amino acids. NCBI's taxonomy places the organism in Eukaryota, Fungi, Ascomycota, Eurotiomycetes, Eurotiales, Aspergillaceae. The transcript has 4 exons. The record is from RefSeq and is a predicted model, not a curated record.
AUGCAAACCGCGCCCGGGAUCGGCAUUGACCUCACAAUGGCAUAUGGAGCUGCCGCAAUUAACUUUCACAAUGGCACAACCCGCAAUCUGCUCCAAAUUCAUGGCAGCCAAGAAUAUCGGUCGGCCAUGAAGACACUAUCUGAAGAUGCCCAGAAUGUCCGGAACGGCAAGAACUCAACGAUGAAGAGAAUAGAGUUGCCCUUACCGAAUAAAGUUCUAAACGAUUGGUGGUCGCCCUGGAUGUGGUACAGAUUUCUCUCUGAUAAGCUACAACCCAUUCUUGACAGUCGGGUCGUACCGCCGGAGGAAGAGCAACCGGAUGAUUGGGUCUAUACAGUGGCUUAUAUGCUAUCUAAAAUUAAGUCUACUGCUAUAGACCCUAUAGAGCCGCCUCUGAAAUUCAACUAUGUGCUUCUAUCAUGGCCUGACUUUGAAUUCGACACAGACCAUCUCUACAGAGGCCGAAUCCAGCUUGCAUGCCGCUUGGCAGGUUUAGAGCUAAUGCCUCGCAGUAAUGUUGUGUCUUUCUUCGCCCCUGCGUCUGAAUAUAAUGAUGAGUGGGGAAACCAAGCUGAAGCCACUAUGCUGGUGAUCAGCUACAAUGCUGCCAGCCUUGGAAUUACAUGGAAUUAUAUCCCCCCUAUGGUAUACCAAUCCCAGAGCGUCUACUUGAAAGCCCUCAUCACGGGGCAGAAGCUGCAUUGCGUGCUAUAA